Molecule: messenger RNA, 7983 nt
Organism: Diplodia corticola
Lineage: Eukaryota; Fungi; Ascomycota; Dothideomycetes; Botryosphaeriales; Botryosphaeriaceae
Product: heat repeat protein
Exons: 2
Coding region: 1-7983 (2660 amino acids)
Cellular component (GO): small-subunit processome; 90S preribosome; nucleolus
Source: RefSeq, a predicted model, not a curated record
AUGGCCGUCGUGUCGCAGGCCAAGCGCACCAGGACCGACAAGGCCUUCCGGCCCAAGAAAGGCGGCACCGAGUCGUCCCGCAAGCACCACUUCGAGUCCUUUUCGCACCGCGUUGCGAAGCUUAAUAUCGAUCCCAUCCGCCGAACCACGCGCCGCGCCGACGACGACGACGACCUCUCCGCUUCCUCCUCCUACCUCAAGACCUCCUUCGACGAAUGGAAGGACCUCAACCUCUCCGAAUCCUUCCAUGCCUUCUCCCGCGAACUCGACCCGCUCUGCGAGUCGCUCCCGCAGAUUCUCCACCAUGCCGACCGCAUCAUGGAUCUGCUCGUCUGCUACAUCGAGAAGAGGGACGCCCUGUCGCUGGAGCCCUUGCUGAGCUUGGUGUCGCAUUUUGCCCACGACCUGGGCGUGAGGUUCGAGAAGUACUUUGCUCGCACCGUGCGCACCGUGUGCCAGGUUGCUGCAAAGCAUCCCGACAUUGAGGUCAUUGAGUGGAGCUUUACCUGCUUGGCUUGGCUUUUCAAGUACCUCUCGCGCCUUCUCGUGCCUGACUUGCGGCCCCUGUACGAUCUCAUGGCUCCGUUGCUCGGCAAGGAACACCAGAAGGGUUUCGUUUCCCGCUUCGCCGCUGAAGCCAUGAGCUUCUUAGUCAGGAAGGCUGCCGCUUCAUACCACAGGGACAAGGAACCCUUGCAAACCAUUGUCUCUCAUGCGUUGGCCGAUCUUGCCGAGUUGGCCCAGCGAACCGAUGCCUCUCAGUACCAGCGGGGUUUGAUGACCCUUUUCGUCGAGUCUGUAAAAGGUCUCCAGAACGGGCUUCACUCCAGUGCGGAAGCGUUGUUUAGGGUACUACUCGCGCAGGCGUUAGCCUCUCCCAAAGACGACGAAUCUCUUGUGCCAGAGGAGCGGCCGGCGAUGGAUGUCCUCCAAGGCGUGCUUACAGCUACCAUACACUACACAAACUCGGAGACUUUUAGACCGGUUCUACAAAUAGUCCUAGAACAAAUAGACGCCGCCGACCCAAGCAAGGAUACCCAGUGGCUGGAAAAUGCCGCACGUCUUUUGUUCACUGUGGUUGGCGUCAGGAAAGGGACCAGGAUUGCCGAUUGGACCCGUGUCAUGCGCACAACAUCACAAGUAGUGGCAUCUGCGGAGACCACAAUAACUACCGCGAAGUCUGCCGUUGUUUCUGACGUCCUGGCCGCCGUGGCCGUGACCCUGCAACUCUGCCCGAUGGACAUCGUCAUCCCGCACUUACGGAUCCUGGAUACUAUUUCGAGCGGCCCUUGGCAACAGUCUUUCCUCUAUUUCUGCAAUUUCUUUUCCGAGCUUGGAAUGGAGAGAUUUCAGAGCAUUCUUCUUCCACAUUUCAAAAGAUAUGUCGUCUCGAGAUGGAACCAAGAAAAGCAAGGCAUUGCUCUAUUGCUUCCGCGGCUUGCCAGUCAAGGCUGUUUCAGGAAUUCCCCUCUUACAUGCCCUCCCGCAUGGCAGGAGAGCAUAAUCGACUCGUUCAAGGAACUAUCGAGCGUAACUCCCGUACAGGCCGUUAUCGAGAGUGAUGCGGCUUUGUGCAAUGCUUAUCUGGAUGUUGUUCGCCUGUCAUCGGUUGAGUCACAGACUGAAUCAGAGAUAUACAAGCGUCUUUACGACCUUCUUUCUGGAUCCUUGGACGCAACCUCGAGUGAGCUCACACCUGACGUCAAGUUCGGUGUGGGCGCCGGCUUCAAGUAUGUCGCAGAAAACCAGAACAAGAAGUCAGAAGACAAGGCGUUGUGGGUUUCGUUAUGCUCGGCGUCUGCAAUCCUCAGCCGGUAUCCGAAGUUCGCCGAAGCAAUCUUGCAAUAUCUCAAGGUCCACGCCAAUGGCCUUGACAUGUCUGGGGAUCAUGUCGAAACUCUCGUCAACGCGGCCAUCGACUGUCUUGGCUCGCCCUCGCAUGAUCUCCGUGCCUCGAGUCUAGAAAUCCUGCAGCUCAUCCACGCUCUCAAGCAUGACGGGACGGAAUCCGACCUCCUUUCCACCGCGAUACUGAUCGAGAGCACUCCUGUUAAUAUGCAAACUGCACGAACGGUGUCUAUGAACAUUCGUCGCCUCGCUGCGGGUUACAAGCAUGUGGUUGAUGACUCCUGGGUUGCUCGUGCCAUUCCUACCUUUUGCUUCGGUCUUCUCUACGUUAACUUCACCCAGGUCUGGGAGGAUUCGUGCAGCGCUUUGAAGGAGAUGUGCGAGACGAAAGUGGGCGAGACGGUCGCAUCGGAACUGGCUUUCAAAUGGCUUGAGGCUGUGCCUAGCGAGGAGCCGUCAACACCUGCAUCUUCUGCGCAAGAAAACAACCCGUUUGCGGUAAAUGAGUUCGAGUGCACUAACAUCAUGCAUCUGUCAAAUCUCGCGAGACAAGCCUCUGAGUUUCUGAACGAUGCGCCACAUCAUCUUAUCCAGCACUUCAAUAACGAACACCAAAAAGUCGCGUUCAUCACAGCCCAAAGCCGGCCGCAAGCCUUGAAGGUCCUCAACACCAUCCCUCAGGUUGCUGAGAAGAAAUCGCGGUCGCUCGUCCCUACGCUUCUCCAAUGGGCUACCGGUAGUUCAGUUAUCAACGAGCCACUUCCAGAUGGCGGUAACGACCCGGCGGACAACGAAGGAAACGACCAGCUCAGGUGGUCUCGGAAAGACCAAAAGGCAAUGCUCGGCCUCUUCACGAAGUUCACGAACCCGAAGGUCCUUUACAGAGCUGCAGAUGUGUACUCUGCUCUGUUGGCCCUGCUUGAGAACGGAGACGUGGAGAUUCAGAAGUCGGCUCUGAAAGCAAUCCUCACCUGGAAGAAUCGCAGUAUCAACCGUUACGAAGAAAACCUGGUGAAUAUCUUGGAUGACGCGAGGUUCAGAGAGCAGAUUUCGGUCUUCCUGGAUCUGGGCCAGGACGAUGAGUCCAUGAAGGACGAGGAUCGUUCUGAGGUCAUGCCAGUCAUUCUGCGUUUGCUGUAUGGCAAGGUUGUUGCACGCGCCGGUUCCAGCAGCGGAAAGCGGGGUCAAGAAUCGAGGCGAAAGGCGGUAUUCAUCGCGCUGUCCAAGUUUGGAGACGACGAAAUUCGCCAUUUCCUCGACAUUGCGCUUGGCCAUCUCUCCCAUGUGACCCUGAUCGACAACGGCAAGUUACGGGAAGAACCAAUCAACUCGAGAUUGAUGGAGGCGCGGAAGCAGUUUGGUCUUCUGAACAUGCUAGAAGACAUGCUUGACUCGCUUGGCACACAGAUGGGCCCUUUCGCUGGACAACUCAUUGACCCGGUUCUGUACUGUCUGGUCGCUUCCUCUAGGGAGUCAGGCAAACUGUCACAGGGAGAUCAGAAAGAAGCGUCUGGAAUGUCACUCGUGAACUCUAUUCGACAAGUUGGAUUCCACUGCUUGAAUGGCCUAUUCACUCACUGUGCAGAGUUUGAGAAGUGGGCGGGAUACAUUCCGGUCAUUCUUCAGGAGCUCAUCGAACCGAGGUUGGAGAAGUUGCCGGUCGAAACGGCGCAAUCGGUGUCGGGCAUGCUUCGACUAUUCUCGGCAUGGAGCAAGUUCCCCCAAACCGCACCCUUCCUAGUGAAGUACAACGACACUCUCCUAGACAAAGUCGUCGACUGUCUUGAUGUCAGUUUCGCCAAGGAGCAAGUCAAGCUUUUCGUAUUGCGGGACAUUCUCUUGAAUGUCAUCACCCUUGCCGAAGCGGAUUCCAUGGAUGUCGAUGAGCCGUCGGAAAGCAGCCCGGUAUUCGUACGGGAUCACAUACUCAGGCCGAAGUCCGCUCAUAUUCUGAGUGUGAUUGGUCGCCAACUCCAAGGCAGUCCUAGCAAGGAGCUUCUCGACACGGGCGUAUCAACUGUUUCACGCCUUGCUCCUUUCGUUGCUGGAUCUGUCGAAUCCGAGUCUAUGAUUCGUAUUUCCAUCUUCCUUUUGCAGCAACCGACAAGGAGGGUCAGCCCGAGGACGAAGGGCGAUCUCCUCAGCAUCUUGCAUAGCUUCAUUCCGCAGUGCGCGUUGAGUUCCGACGCCGAGUUGACCCAGGACAUCUACCGGACCGUCUGUUCGCUUUUCAGCUACUUCCAAGAUCGGAGGAGCCGCAGCUUGCUUUGCAACAUUCUGACUGAUCUGGCACAAACCGAUCCAUCCCUUUCCGAGGUCUCCGCUCUCGCCACUGAUCUUAAUUCCUUUUCCGAAAGUAGAUUGGACGAGCCUGAUUUCGAUAGACGGUCCAAGGCUUACUACAAGAUCAAUGAAGAGCGGUACCAAGCUUUCCUGGUCAAACAGUGGCAGCCGUUGGUCUACAACAUGCUGUUCUACAUCAAAGAGCAGGAAGAACUCAUGCUUCGAAUCAACGCCUCCUAUGCCCUGAGGAGAUUUGUCGAAGCUGCUACACGAGAUGGAAACAAGGAACAAGAAGACUUCCAACAGCUCAUUACAACGGCCAUCAUUCCAGGCAUCCAAAAUGGUGUUCGAGAUAAGUCUGAGCUCGUGCGGGUCGAAUACCUUUCCGUUCUAGCCCACAUCGUCAAGUCUUUCCCCAAUUGGUCCGUUGUCAGCGACAUGCAUGUCUUGCUUGUUGGCGACGAUGACGAAGCAUCCGUCUUCAGCAACAUCUUGCACAUUCAGCAGCAUCGCCGCCUCCGUGCUCUACGCCGACUAGCAAGCGAGGCAAGCAAAAUCUCGAGUGCCAACAUCAGCCACAUUCUCAUCCCUCUCGUCGAGCACUUCAUAUUUGACAGGGAUGAAGAUGACAGCAGCGCCGCCAAUCUUGCUGGCGAAACAACUAGAGCCAUUGGUUCCCUGGCGCUCUGGCUGGAAUGGCCUCAGUACCGGGCUCUGUUGCGCAGAUACAGCCAAGGCGAAAUGGACAAGACAGCCAUCAAGCUCCUUGGCGUCUUCAUCGAUAGCUUGAGUAAAGCAGCUGAAGUGAAAGGCCUGGUGGCUGCUCCCCGGACUCAGAGCUCUGCUGACGCAGUCGACCAAGAGAUGGUUGAUGCUGAUGGUCCAGAAGAAGCGGCCGCAGAGAAACUCAAAUCGGUCGGCCUCGCACGGACAAUGCCCAGCAAGGAGAAGCUGUCAACAGACCUGACGAACAACUUGCUCCCACCGCUGAUUGCGUACAUCCACCACAAGGACGAGUCCACCGUCAGCUUGCGUGUGCCUGUCGCUGUCAUUGUCGUGAAGCUCCUGCGUCUUCUACCCCCAACGGAGUUUGUGGACCGCUUGCCAGCGGUUCUAAUGGACAUAUGCGCCAUUCUGCGCAGUAGAGACCAACAAGCUCGCGAUAUGACCAGGAAUACCUUGGCAGAGAUCUCGGCGCUCAUUGGGCCCGAGUACUUUGGAUUCCUGCUCAAGGCUCUUCGCACUGCUCUUCAGCGUGGGUACCAGCUCCACGUUUUGUCCUUCACUGUACACUCGAUCCUCAUUGCCAUGACGCCGACGUUCAAGCCCGGUGAGCUUGAUUACUGCCUGAACGACAUCGUCUCCGUUGUCAUGGAUGAUAUUUUCGGCGUGACUGGCCAGGAAAAGGACGCUGAGGAGUACAUCAGCAAGAUGAAAGAAGUCAAGAGCAGCAAGAGCUUUGAUUCCAUGGAGCACAUUGCUAAGACCACGACAAUUAAGCACUUCAUUGACCUCGUCAACCCAGUCCAGUCGCUACUGCUGGAGAGACUGGAUAUCAAGAUGGUCAAGAAGAUCGACGAGCUGCUUCGUCGCAUGGGUCUUGGCAUCAUGCACAAUGAAGCCAUCCAUGACCGCGAGGUCUUGAUAUUUUGCUACCAGCUGAUUCAGGCCGUGUACAAGAGCAACGCUGACCAGACAAGGAACAAGGAUGAGGACGAUUACCGCAUCCGCCGUUAUUUGAUCAACAUGAAGGCGGCCAACAAGAAUCCAAACAGGGGAGCUACCACCUCGCACAGCCACAAGCUCAUCCGCUUCUCCAUGGAUGUCAUGCGUUUCGUUCUUUCAAAACACGAGGAGCUCAAGACACCAUCGAAUCUGGCUGGGUUCAUGCCCAUCAUCGGUGAUGCGGUCGUUUCUGGCCAGGAGGAGAUACAGAUGUCGGCAGUCAGGUUGCUGAGCUCCAUCAUCAAGGUUCCGUUGGAGCAAAUCGACAAGGAUGCCCCGGUCUAUGUUUCCGAAGCUGUUCGCAUCAUCCGGGGCGAGAAGGACACCAACACGGAGCUCGCUCAAGCGUGUCUCAAGCUCAUCUCAGCCGUUCUGCGUGAGCGUCGCAACUCGUCAAUCAAGGAAAAGGACAUCGCUUACCUGCUGAAGAGGAUCAAGGACGACUUGACCGAGCCGGACCGGCAAGGUGUAACGUUCAAUUUCCUCAAGGCCGUUCUGGGACGCAAGAUCGUCAUCACCGAGGUGUAUGAGAUUCUCGACACGGUUGCCUCCGUCAUGGUCACCAACCAGACCCGAAUGGCCCGUGACUUGUCGCGCGGAGUAUACUUCCAGUUCCUGAUGGAUUACCCACAAAGCAAGGAACGUCUGUCCAAGCAGAUUGCCUUCCUGGUCAAGAACUUGGACUACAAGUACAAGGAAGGUCGACAGUCUGUCAUGGAGGCGACGAAUCUUCUCCUCAGUAAAGUCGCCGAUGAAGUUGUCCAAGAGAUCGCAGACAAUGUGUUCGCGCCGCUCGUUCUUCGUCUAGUCAACGAUGAGGACAAGGAAUGCAGGGAGAUGGCCGGUCUCUUGUUGAAGAAGGUCUUUGAGAGAGCCGACGCUGAGCGCACCAAGAAGUUUGUCAAUAUCAUGAAGGCGUGGCUUGAGCAAGACGACCAGACGUUGAAGCGCCGCCUCGCCAUUCAAUGCUUCACCCUGUAUUUCGAGGUCAAGGACGGACAAACCAAGGAGACCAAAUACGUCUUGCGCCGGGUUCCCGAAAUGAUUGCCGAGGCACGCGAGCGGCAGGAAGAGGGCGAUUGGGAGUUGAUCUACUACUCUUUGCAGGCGUUCGCAAAGCUGUGCAAACUCUCCCCCGCCACGACCUUCGCUGUCGGCUCGCAGUCGAUCUGGACGACGGUCCGCGGCUGCCUCACGUACCCACAUGCAUGGGUCAAGCUCUCAGCCGCGCGCCUCAUCGGCCUUUACUUUGCCGAUUUUGCCAGCCACAACGCAGCUGACGGAUACGCCGGGGUUCCGCUUACCGGUUCGGGUGGUCUGCAGCUGGCCGCUGACGACAUGCUCGACCUGACGAGCGCCAGCUUGCGCAUUCUGCGCGUUCCCGGCGUCAGUGAGGAGCUCGCGACCCAGGCAGUGCGCAACCUCGUCUUCCUCGGCCGCUGCUUCGGCGUCAACGGGCUCGAGUGGAAGGCUCGCAGCCCGGCCGAGGAGGGCGCGCUCAAGGAAGCUGCCGAGGAAGAUGAGUUGUCGUCAGAGGAAGCCGAGGACGACGCCGCCGCAGCAGCAGCCGAUGAGGAGGCCGCCGUGCCUGAUAAGCAGCCAACCAGCACCCCGGCCCGGAUCACCGCCUUGCAUUAUCUCAUCACGCGGCUCGCCCUCAUCCUCCGCCGCGAGCCGGCGACCACGCGCGCGCCCGCGCUCUUCCCGAAGACGGCGGCGAUGACACUGCUGGCGGCGCUGUGCAACGCGCUGCCCGCGGCCGCCCUCGAGCCCUCGCUGGCGACGAUGCUCCUGCCCCUGCACAACCUGACGGACCCGUCCAUGCCGCCGCUGCAGAGCGCGACGGACGAGGACUUCAACGCGGCGCAGACGGCGCUGGGCAACGCGGCGACGGAGGUCAUGGGCCUGCUGCAGAAGAAGCUGGGCACGAGCGAGUACGUGCGGGCCAUGGGCAAGGUGCGCGAGGGGGUCAAGGAGAGACGGGAGGGGCGGAGGGUCAAGCGCGCGCUGGAGCGCGUGGCGGAGCCCGAGCGGGCGGAGAGGGCGAAGAGGAGGAAGAGGGAGAGGGGCAAGGAGAGGAGGAAGGAGAAGGGCCAUGAGGCGAGGGGGAAAAGGAGGGGUUGGUGA